AUGAGCAAAGCAACAAAGAGGAAAGCGAAACGCGACGAAGAGCCCAAACAACGCAAGAAGCGAUCCCCUAAAAUUAAGCUUCCCAAGCCAGACGAGUACUUCGAGGACAAGCGCAAUUUAGAAGACUUGUGGAGGGAAACGUUCCCUGUAGGAACUGAGUGGGAUCAAUUGGAUUCUGUGUAUCAAUACAAGUGGAAUUUCUCUAACCUGGAAAAUGCAUUUGAAGAGGGUGGUGUGCUGCAUGGAAGCAAGGUUUAUCUUUUUGGCUGCACCGAGCCUCAACUGGUGUGGUUCAAAGAUGAAAGCAAAGUUGUCUGCAUACCUGUUGUUGUAGCUGUUGUUUCACCUUUCCCACCGUCUGAUAAAAUUGGGAUUAACUCAGUUCAAAGAGAGUCUGAAGAGAUAAUACCCAUGAAACAAAUGAAAAUGGACUGGAUUCCAUAUAUCCCCCUAGAGGACCGAGAAAGCCAAGUUGAUAGAUUAAAGUCUCAAAUAUUUAUCUUAAGUUGCACACAAAGAAGGGCUGCAUUGAAACAUCUGAAGUUGGAUCGCGUGAAAAAAUACGAGUAUUGCUUACCUUAUUUCUACCAGCCGUUUAAGGAAGAUGAACUUGAACAGAGCACUGAAGUUCAAAUAAUAUUUCCAGCGGAGCCAAAACCGGUUUUCUGUGAAUUUGAUUGGGAAUUAGAUGAACUUGAGGAGUUCACCGAUAAGCUCAUUCAGGAGGAGGAGCUAUCGGAAGAUGAAAAAGAUACUUUUAAGGAAUUUCUCAAAGAAAAAGUACGUGAAGCAAAGAAAGCUAAUAGAGAGGCAAGGGAGGCUCGAAGAAAAGCCAUUGCAGAAAUGAGUGAGGAAACUAAAGCUGCAUUUGAGAAUAUGAAAUUUUUUAAGUUCUACCCCGUGGAAAAUCCAGACGCUCCUGAUGUAUCAAAUGUUAAGUCUCCAUUCAUAAAUAGGUAUUACGGAAAGGCUCAUCAGAUUCUGUAA
This is a messenger RNA of Sphenostylis stenocarpa, 987 nucleotides long. Lineage: Eukaryota; Viridiplantae; Streptophyta; Magnoliopsida; Fabales; Fabaceae. The record is from the annotation of a GenBank genome assembly.